This is a messenger RNA of Durio zibethinus, 2121 nucleotides long. Lineage: Eukaryota; Viridiplantae; Streptophyta; Magnoliopsida; Malvales; Malvaceae. The record is from RefSeq and is a predicted model, not a curated record.
UCUGACCGGACCAAAUCUGAACUUAGAAAAAUCUUCCAAGAUUCGUCCGAGUUGGAUCCCGACCCAUAAACGACUCCACAUGUUUAGGGCUUCUGUUUCCAACUCACGUUAUUUUUACUAUGAAAUAUGAACUCCUAAGGGGAGUGGACGAACCAUAUAAAUUAUAAUCCUAUCGAAUCAAAACUACAGCUAAGUCAUGAGUUUAAUGAGAAAGCGGUCUUCUAAAACACCGGCUAUGGCUUUCAACAGUGGGCAGAGAGAUCAUGACAGCUUUUACUUUACGUCCACGACACCCCACUUUUUCAAGGUACUGCUCAGUGAUGCUAUUCAGCAUGGGAAACUGCCUUUUCUGGGUGAUAAUUGGUGUCUGUAGCCUUUGACUGAAGAAUAAUGUGCCCAAAUGUUCAAUUCCUUCAUUGAAAAUUCCAGCAAAGUUCGUAAGAAAAUAUGGAAGUGGAAUUUCAAGCCCAGUAUUUCUUAAGGUCCCAAGUGGUGCAAUCUGGCAAGUAAAAUUGACAAAGUCUAAUGCUGAGAUGUGGCUGCAGAGUGGCUGGAGAGAAUUUGUAGAGCAUCACUCUCUGGAGUUACAUGACUUUGUGGUUUUUAGAUAUGAAGGGAAUUGUCUCUUCAAUGUAGUCAUAUUUGAUAAGAGUGCUUCAGAGAUAGAAUACCCAAUUAAUAGCUGUCAGACUCGGGCUGAAAUUCACAAUUUUGAGGAGCAUUCUCAAGUGCCAGCAACAGAAGAAGAUGAUGAUACCUCUGUUGAAAUCUUGGAUGACAUGCCACCAAGCAAGAAACGAAGGGAAAAAUCACCAUUGCCAUCUCCUCGGCCGAGUAGGAAGAUGAGAAUCCAUUCAAAUACUAAAAGAACUGAGAGCAAUGCAACCAAAGUUAGUGCCAAGAGGUUUGAAGUUCCCAAGAGAAAUAGAAGUUCACCUUGGCUUACUCAAGGAUUUAGUGCUAGAGGAUCCACUGCAGCUAGUGAAAGUAAUGGAGGGGUGAAUGCUAGUCAGAAACAGAGACAUAUAUGGAUGCAGAAUACAAUGAAAGGCAAGGAGAAAGCUAAAGCUUUACAAAGAGCUAGUUCUUUCAAGUCCCAAAAUCCCUUUUGUAGGGCUGUCAUGCAACCAUCAUAUGUUACUAACAGAGACCAUUUUUAUAUGCCACUGACCUUUGCCCGGCAAUAUUUGAUGAAGAAGCAAGGCAAAGUCCUUUGUGUUUUUGAUGGGAAAUCUUGGCAUAUGGAGUUAGAAUCUGAUAGUUCAAACAAGAAACGUUUUAGACCAAAACUCAGCAAUGGUUGGAAGGAAUUCUCACAUGAUAACAAUUUGGAUGUUGGGGAUGUUUGUGUUUUUGAGCUGGUUAAAACCACCAAAAUCACUUUCAACGUAGUUGUCUUUCGCAGUGAAGUUGAGGACUCUAAAUCACUAGAAAUCCUGGAUUCCUCUGUUUUUUUUGAGUCAGAUAAUGGAAAUGGCGCUAGUCUGGUGAAAUCCACGAGAAGCUUGGUAACUAAUUAUGCUAGCAAAAGUAAAGGAAAUUUUAACCAAGAGAGACGUCAGAAAACUGCUGGUUCACAGGAUGGUCAAGGUGCUUCGUCUCUUAGAACUCUUGAUGUCUUUCCAGCUUCCAGUAAUUUUGGCCCUGUCCCAGAGGAUCCAAAUUUCAAAGUUGUUGUGAGAUCAUGCAGCUUGAAGCACGGUAGUUUGCAUUUGCCAGCUGCUUUUGCCAAGAGAUAUAUUAUGCCAGAAACUAGGAUGGUAACCCUUCAAGUUGCUGAAAGAUCAUGGCCUGUGAGGCUAAAAUCUUAUAGUUCGAAAUCUUUUUUGACAAGUGGUUGGACUGUUUUUGCAAAGGAAAACUCCCUGCGAGAAGAUGACACAUGUGUCUUUGAGCUGAUUAAUAGGAGUGAUGCUGUGCUGAGAGUUUCCAUCUUUAAACAUGAAGAAAAAGCAGGGGCAAGAGAAAGUGCAGAUAGGAAGAAGAGAAAAAUGAAAGGAAGAAACAAAGAGGAUUACCUUUGUUGAACUAGAAGAAGUAGAAGUAGAAGGUCCUGCUCCAAGCGUCUGUUGACCUAAACCAUGCUUAACGAUUUCCUGGUGUAAUUCUGGAGCCUGAGGA